AUGUCUACUCAAAAGACCGAAUACAACUUCACAGGCGAGAAGACAGAACUCGACCAGGAGGACCAGGAGAGGACGUACCACCGAGAGAACACCGACCUGUCCUCAUCUUCUCCUGCUGCUGCUGUUGCUGCUACUACUGCUAAUGCAACAGCACCAGCAGAGCCAGCAGCCUGGAGAAAGAGUUUCUCGAACCUGUUCUCGCGAAAGUUCUUGGUGAUCUUGCUCCUGGGACAGUUCCUGUCGCUGUGCAUCACCGCGACGACGAUUCUUACCACAGAACUGGCUCAGGGAGAUAACCCGGUCUCGAUUCCGACGACACAGUCGUUCCUGAACUACCUGGUUCUGGGCGUGGUCUACACCAGUAUCACGAUCUACAAGGAGGGCUUCCGAGGAUGGCUCGAGAUCAUCAGGCGCAGAUCCCACUACUAUAUCCUAUUCGCACUGAUUGAUGUGGAGGGUAAUUACUUUGUGGUGAAGGCCUAUAACUACACCUCCCUGCUCUCCGCCAUGCUCCUCGACGCCUGGACCAUCCCCUGUGUCGUCCUCCUCUCGGUCUUCUUCCUCAAGAUGCGCUUCGUCCGCUGGCACUACCUCGGCGUCUUCAUCGCCAUGGUCGGCAUGGGCUUCCUCAUCUGGUCCGACAUGGAGGCCGGCAAGAACUUCCCUGGUUCGGAUUACAUCAAGGGCGACAUCUUCUGUAUCAUCGGCGCGAGUCUCUACGCCUUCUCCAACGUCGGCCAGGAAUACCUCGUCCGCCAAAAGCCCAUGUACGAAGUCGUCGGUCAACUCGGUUUCUGGGGCACGAUCAUUAACGGGAUCCAGCUCGCGAUUCUGGAGAGACACGAGUUGCAGACCGUGAAUUGGACACCUUCGGUGGUUGGGUACAUUAUUGGGUUCGACAUUGCGAUGUUCAUGAUGUACUCGGUCUCGCCGCUCCUCUUUAGGUUGAGCUCGGCCACGUUCUUUAACCUGAGUCUGUUGACGAGCGAUUUCUAUGGGCUACUGUUUGGAUUGUUUCUGUUCAAUGCGACGAUCAACAAACUGUACCCGAUCGCGUAUGUGUUGAUCAUUCUCGGAAUCAUCAUCUAUAAUAUCUAUCCCGCUCCUGAGCCAAAGUUCAGGAAGAGACUCGCGGACGACAUCGAUACGGAUGCUAAGGUGCAGCCUGAUGGCAAGGACGAGUCUACCAUGGUUUAA
Molecule: messenger RNA, 1197 nt
Organism: Gamsiella multidivaricata
Lineage: Eukaryota; Fungi; Mortierellomycota; Mortierellomycetes; Mortierellales; Mortierellaceae
Exons: 2
Coding region: 1-1197 (398 amino acids)
Biological process (GO): transmembrane transport
Cellular component (GO): membrane
Molecular function (GO): transmembrane transporter activity
Source: RefSeq, a predicted model, not a curated record